Salvelinus sp. IW2-2015 is the source of this 1677-nucleotide messenger RNA. It is a transcript of the gene svip, whose product is annotated as small VCP interacting protein. NCBI's taxonomy places the organism in Eukaryota, Metazoa, Chordata, Actinopteri, Salmoniformes, Salmonidae. Gene Ontology annotation, biological process: negative regulation of VCP-NPL4-UFD1 AAA ATPase complex assembly; positive regulation of autophagy; negative regulation of retrograde protein transport, ER to cytosol. Gene Ontology annotation, cellular component: endoplasmic reticulum membrane. The record is from RefSeq and is a predicted model, not a curated record.
AAGGUGAGGUCGGUCCCAGUUUUUGUAUGCCCAUGAACAUAGCCCAUAUUCUGUGUUUACAUUGGUUAAAUAGCUAACUAGGUCAUAUUUUUUUCGCUGUCUUUCAAAUUAACGUUUUCCAAAUGACGCGUCGUUUCAACAAAAGUAUGGGGAUGUGCUUGCCGUGCCUUGGUGGAGCUGGAGACGACGUGGUACCGACACCAGACCCAGAGACGAGGAGACGUCAGCUAGCAGAGGCAGCUGAGAAGAGACAGAAAGAGACAACCUACAGGGGUGUCAAAAACCCAGAAGCAGUUGAGAGAAAGAAAAAGAAACAGGAGGAGAUGAACAAACAAGAGAUGACCACGUCUCCGUCUGGAGGGGGAGGAGGGCUGAAGUGGCAGGUGGGCUAAAGAUCGACGGACAUGGAGAGAUUUAUGAAAGUCUCAAUCUACACUGAGGUUCAGCCAACAACAUGAAGAAUAUUGGUACCAGUUGACUUGAAAAUGCCUUUUUGGCUGUCUGUCCUUCUAAAAAUGUUUUAUUUAAAAUACAAGCUUUUUCAGAGGCAGCGGGAUAGUUUGCCAUGCUUCGCCUUGGUAGAAAGAAAGAUUCUGCUGCUCGAUGUUGGCCGUGUGCAGCGCAGUACAUGCCUCCCCUAAUGCCAAGAUGUACAAGAGAUAUGGAUCUUUGGAACGGACAGGGUGACUAUGACACAGCUAUGAGUAGCAUACAGUAUCCACACUCACAGUACAUCUAUAAACUGUACCAGCCGUCUUGCCACUCUCUUUCUCUGCUCUUUCCCCCUUUCGCUCUCUCUCUCUCCAUCUACUAGUCCUCUGCCCUCUCUCUCCACCUUUUCUCUCUCUCUCUCUCUCUCUCCCUGCCAUUUCAACUUUGCAGAUUUUAUACCAUUUUGCUUACUGCUUUUGUAAUUUAUUUCUGACAUUUUAAAACUUUUUAAAGAAUGUUCUCAUUCUUGUGACAGUUUAUAUGAUAGAUUUCUCCUAAAAAAAAUAUACGCUACCAAGUCCUUCAUGUUCAACAUAGGCCUAGAUGAUUCAUAAAACAUUUUCUAUUGUAUAUCAGUGUGGAAAAUGAGCUACAUUUUAUAUAACUACUUAUGAACCACAUUUGAAUGCUGUUUUAGAGUUUAUGCACCAACACUAUCUAAUCAGUUGACAUUUCACUUUAGAGAUUGGUUUUCCUAUUGUCUAUGCAAUAGAAGUUAUUUGCUCCACUUUAGUAUUGGUUUGUAAUGUACGAAGGAUAUUUAUCUUGAUCUCUGCUUUUAUUUAAUAUUAAUGAAGUUGUUGACAGAUUGACGUGUUGUAUGGGUAGUUGGCUGUAUCCCGUAGAUUUUGAGUUUUCCCAUUUCCAACCUGUGCACGAACAGUAACAUUGUUUAUGCAUUCUGUCGGUACGAUGGUAACAUAUAGGACUGAGUCGAUUUUUGUCUACUGGCCUUACCUGUCGACCACAAUGAGAACUCAACUGAAAUGGAAGGAAAGAAGCAUGCCUGAACUAGCAGGGUGCUAGUGUGUACUUGAUGAAGUAUUGACUUUUUACCUGCCUUGCUUUGUACUCUAGUGCUUUUUCUCCCUAUUCCCUUACUGCUUCAAGUGCUCUUGCCAUUUUGAAGGGUAUGAAGUCACGCCAAUGUAAUUUUGUAGAAAUAAAAGACUCUUGUUGACUUUU